This is a messenger RNA of Emiliania huxleyi CCMP1516, 1059 nucleotides long. RefSeq lists its product as hypothetical. The record is from RefSeq and is a predicted model, not a curated record. The coding region runs from base 1 to 1059 and encodes 352 amino acids. The transcript has a single exon. Gene Ontology annotation, molecular function: serine-type peptidase activity. Lineage: Eukaryota; Haptophyta; Isochrysidales; Noelaerhabdaceae. Gene Ontology annotation, biological process: proteolysis.
AUGCCGCCGCUUCGGCUGUGGCCGGACGACCCACCGGCCGACGUCUACUUUGACUCCGUCUCGGCGAGCAUCAACAAUGUGGGGCCCCGCGACUAUGCGCGUCGAAAGCGCCAGCUAAAGGACCCGCAGUUGACGCCCUUUCUCGUGCCGCAGCCGAUGCGCGCCCGGCUCGGGCUGGGCCCAGACGUGGAGCUUCCACUGGUGCUAGUGUUCCCGGGUGGUGGCUACGUCAGCCUCACAGUCCAGGCCGAGGGCAGGCGAGCCUGCAACUGGCUCAACCUCGCCGGAGUCCACUGCGUUGUUGUCGAGUACCGCACGAUGCGCCGCCACCCAGCGCCGCUGCUUGAUGCACGGCGCGCUGUGCAGCUGGUACGGCUGCACGCGGCCGCGUGGCGCGUCGCGCCAAGGAUCGGCGUGCUUGGCUUUAGCGCUGGCGGGCACGUCGCUGGGCAUGUGAGCCUUGCGUGGGACGCCGCCGAGGGCGGGGAGGUCGACAAGCUGUUGAGCGCCAAGGGCGACCGCGCGGCGGCGUUCUCCGCGCGGCCCGACGCCGCAAUCCUUGCCUACCCGCUGGUCAGUGCGCACAAUGACACAGUCGAUUGCGCGGUCGGACGCCACCCCUUCUGCAAGUGCUCCACCUAUGCCUGCGUCGGCGAGGCUGCGCGCGGCCAGCCGAGACCGCUCCGCCACCAUGGCUCCUUCGCGGUGCUGCUUGGACCCGAUCUAGGCAAGUCGUUGCCGCGCACGGCCGAGGACGACGUCUCCCUCGAUGAUCUCGCGCUGCGCCGGCCGGCCUCGUCGCCGCCCCCGCCCUUCUUCUUGUGGCACACUGAGAGUGACGACAUCGUGCCGUUCCAAAACACCGAGCGGCUGGCGGCUGCGCUCCGCUCGCGCGGGGGCGCGGUCGAGGCGCACAUCUUCCGCGGCGCAGGGCUCAAGCACGGGCUUGGCCUUGCGAUGAAGUUUACGGGGCGCGACAUUGGCAACUGGACCGGGUUGUGCGAGGCGUGGGCUGGCGCCAACUGGCAGCCGCAUGGCCGUGCUUGGUCAAGGGGCUAG